AUGCGGCGUUUUGCUGGCGUUGAUACUGGGGAACCGACUCCGAUUCCAAAUACGCGCGCCUGGUCUCACUCCGUCCACUAAUCCGAAGUAUUUGUAGGUGGGGGGUGAACAAGGUUGAGGCGAUGUAGGAAUUUGGUUCCGCCCAUUCGGAAAUGACCGUUAGAGCUUCAGUCAGAGAGAGGGAGGAGCGGGUUGUCAGAAUAAGCUGUUCACCCCUAUGAUGUUCCAGGAUCUCUCCAAAGGAUAUUUUAGUGUUCCCAGUGAAAGCCAACUCAUCUUUCUCAGAAAUGAACAAUGGUGGUAAACUCCCCUUCACCAUUACCUGAAAGAGCCAUUUAUGGAUUUGUCUUGUUCCUCGCCUCAAAGUUUGCAUUCAUUCUGUAUUUAGUAUGGGCCUAUGUUCCAGAACCUUGGCUACACUCGGUGGGUCUCACUUACUGGCCACAGAAAUACUGGGCUGUGGCCCUGCCCAUUUACCUCCUUGUCGUCAUAGUGAUUGCUUACAUUUUACUCUGUGGAAUUAACAUGAUGAGUACUGCUCCACUGGACUCUGUAGAUACUGUUACAGACAACUAUGCAAAAAGCCAACAGAGCAAACCAUAUGUUGAAGGAGCAAUCCCAGGCCUUCAAGAUGUUUCCAUCAGUGAAGUGAAUCGAAUGUUUUUCCUUUCCUCACCCUAUGAAUCAGCUGGCGAUCAGCCACUUGUAUGGCGUUCAUGUGCUGCUAGGAAAAUGGAUUCAUUCAGUGAGAACUGUAGUGACGCUUCUGACCACUAACGAAUAUGUCAUUAUAAUGUUAUAUGUAUUAUUAAAGAAUAAUGUCAACAAAAACAUUCUGAUUCUGCUCUUGUUCAUAACUUUGUGAAUUAAAGUAUAUUUCAAAAUUCUA
Messenger RNA from Carcharodon carcharias (great white shark), 889 nucleotides. RefSeq names its product phosphatidylinositol glycan anchor biosynthesis, class P (gene pigp). The coding region runs from base 295 to 777 and encodes 160 amino acids. The transcript is spliced from 5 exons. The record is from RefSeq and is a predicted model, not a curated record. NCBI's taxonomy places the organism in Eukaryota, Metazoa, Chordata, Chondrichthyes, Lamniformes, Lamnidae.